Molecule: messenger RNA, 555 nt
Organism: Dichomitus squalens LYAD-421 SS1
Lineage: Eukaryota; Fungi; Basidiomycota; Agaricomycetes; Polyporales; Polyporaceae
Exons: 11
Coding region: 1-555 (184 amino acids)
Biological process (GO): reciprocal meiotic recombination
Cellular component (GO): synaptonemal complex
Molecular function (GO): ubiquitin protein ligase activity
Source: RefSeq, a predicted model, not a curated record
AUGGACAACCUGCGGUGCAACAGACUCACGUGUCGACGGACACUGAGCGACAAGGCGGUCGUCGUGAGCUCUCAUAUAUUCUGCGUUGAUUGCGCCAAUGAGCUGUUCAACGCAUCUAGGCUGUGUCCAGCCUGCGAAACAUCCUUGACUGAACCAGACGAUGUCGUGGUUUCUUCAUUGAAUCCCUCCAAUGAUUACAAGACUUCUGUUCUGUCCGGUUUGAACCCUACCAUUAUCCUUGAAAUCUGUAGCAGAGCGCUGUCAUUCUGGCAAUACCAACUGCAUCAGGAGUAUUCCUUCCAGCAAGCGCUGUAUAAGAAUGUCACGGAGAAGAACGCUCAGCUCGAGAAGAGACUGGAAAACGUUAUAAGAGAAGCAAAUGGAGAGAUCAGCCUUCUCACGAACAAAAUGUCAGAUAUGGGACGGGAAGUGGAAACAGAACGUCGCAAGUCAGCCGGUCUCCAAGAUAGCCUGAAAGAAAACGAGAAAGAGUACCACAAGCUCAAGGUCGGCAGACCGCCUGUAGAAGCAUGCUAUCAUCUGACCGUCUUAUAG